AUGAUUGGAAACGGUUGUGUUGAUAACGCGAUUCCAUUACCUGUAACAAGCAAGAUUUUGGCUAAAGCUCUUGAAUAUUGCAUGAAACAUGUUGGUGAUAUUCCUAAAGGGGAUGAUGGUAAUGUAGAGGAUCCGGAGAUUCAGAAAUGGGAUGCGGAGUUUGUUGAAGUCGAUCAAGAUACAUCGCUUGAUCUUAUUUUGGCCGCAAAUUGUUUGAAUAUUAAGCACUUGUUGAAUUUGAUUUGCCAGACAGUUGCAGACAGGAAGAACCAUGUUUUCCCAGCAAUCACUUCCUACGAAGAGUUAAUGAAGCAAUGUGAAAAACUUCUGAAACGUUUGAUGGAACAUCCAUAUGGAUUUGUUUUCAAUGCUCCAGUGGACAUUGUGAAGUUGAACAUUCCAGAUUAUUUUAAGCGUAUCAAGCAUCCAAUGGAUUUGGGGACGGUUAAGAGUAAGUUUGUAAACGAUGAGUAUUCGGAUCCCUUGAAAUUUCAUGAUGAUGUGAGGCUCACAUUCUCAAACGCAAUGAUGUAUCACCCACCUGGGCAUUAUGUCCACACCAUGGCUGGUGAACUUCAAACUUUUUUUGAAGCGAGGUCGAAAGCAAUCGAGGAUGAACUUCUACCAGUACCUGUUGAAAUGGAUGAUGCUAGAGAUACAGAAGCUGCCGAAUCUAUUCCACCAUCAAGAAAGAUGAAAAUCUCUCCAGGUCAUGAGAGGAAAAUGACUAUCACGAAACAAUUUAAAUUGAUUAAUGAUUUGCAAUCUAUUAGAGAAUUCCCGUCGUAUCUGAUCGAAUUUCUAACAAAACAAAGUACAAGGCACGCUGCUGAUGGGGAGCUCGAGGUUGAUCUUCAACUGAUGACUGAUGAUACAUUAUUCUCAUUAAGGAAGCUUGUCGAUGACUAUAUGCAGAUGAAUCAAAGAAAAGCUAAUUAA
Papaver somniferum (opium poppy) is the source of this 939-nucleotide messenger RNA. RefSeq names its product transcription factor GTE9-like. The record is from RefSeq and is a predicted model, not a curated record. The coding region runs from base 1 to 939 and encodes 312 amino acids. Gene Ontology annotation, biological process: ubiquitin-dependent protein catabolic process. Gene Ontology annotation, molecular function: protein binding. The transcript has a single exon. Lineage: Eukaryota; Viridiplantae; Streptophyta; Magnoliopsida; Ranunculales; Papaveraceae.